Messenger RNA from Zygosaccharomyces rouxii, 846 nucleotides. RefSeq names its product type 2C protein phosphatase PTC1 (gene PTC1). Bases 1 to 846 code for a protein of 281 amino acids. The transcript has a single exon. Gene Ontology annotation, molecular function: protein serine/threonine phosphatase activity; cation binding. The record is from RefSeq and is a predicted model, not a curated record. Gene Ontology annotation, biological process: protein dephosphorylation. NCBI's taxonomy places the organism in Eukaryota, Fungi, Ascomycota, Saccharomycetes, Saccharomycetales, Saccharomycetaceae.
AUGGGUGUUAGUGAAGAAGAUAUUAGUGGUACGCCGACUGAGUAUCAGCUAACGUAUCAAGUCGGUGUUGCAGAGAAUAAAAAUGCAAAAUUCCGCAAGACUAUGGAAGAUGUUCAUACAUAUGUGAAGAAUUUUGCAUCGAGACUCGACUGGGGUUAUUUUGCAGUAUUUGAUGGACAUGCAGGAUCGCAAGCGUCAAAAUGGUGUGGAUCUCAUUUACACCAUGUUGUUGAACAAAAAUUAUUGGAAGAUGAGACGCGGGACGUUCGGGAGGUUCUUAAUGAGUCGUUUGUCUCUGUAGAUCGACAGAUCAACACGAAAUUAUCGGGUAAUAGUGGUUGCACAGCGGCUGUUUGCAUAUUACGAUGGGAAGUGCCGGACGAUGUUGAUAAUCAAACUGCAGACUUUAGUCAGCAUACAAGAAAAUUAUAUACAGCUAAUGUGGGGGACUCGAGAAUAGUACUAUUUCGAAAAGGGAGGAGUGUAAGGCUUACUUAUGAUCAUAAGGCCUCUGAUAUAUUGGAAAUGCAAAGGAUAGAAAAAUCAGGAGGACUCAUUAUGAAAAGUCGAGUUAAUGGUAUGUUGGCGGUAACAAGGUCGUUUGGUGAUAAAUUUUUCGACGGAUUAGUUGUAGGAAAUCCAUUUACAACUAGUGUGGAACUAACACGAGAUGAUGAAUUUCUCAUAGUGGCUUGUGAUGGUCUUUGGGAUGUCAUUGAUGAUCAAGAUGCAUGUGAAUUGAUUAGGGACAUUAAAGAACCUAACGAGGCAGCAAAGACUCUCGUUAGGUACGCUUUAGAAAACGGAACAACGGAUAAUGUUACUGCAAUGGUGGUUUAUCUUUGA